Ascoidea rubescens DSM 1968 is the source of this 2858-nucleotide messenger RNA. It is a transcript of the gene UBP14, whose product is annotated as ubiquitin-specific protease UBP14. Bases 92 to 2611 code for a protein of 839 amino acids. Gene Ontology annotation, cellular component: nucleus; cytosol. The record is from RefSeq and is a predicted model, not a curated record. Lineage: Eukaryota; Fungi; Ascomycota; Saccharomycetes; Ascoideales; Ascoideaceae. The transcript has a single exon. Gene Ontology annotation, biological process: protein deubiquitination. Gene Ontology annotation, molecular function: zinc ion binding; cysteine-type deubiquitinase activity; cysteine-type endopeptidase activity.
GUCGAUUUGCCUCUGGAAAGUGCUUCUCUCUUUGUUGCCUCUGUUUCCUUCUUUAUAAACCUGAAAGGAACCUCUCUCAUAUCCAACAGCGAUGAAGUUUUCAAAUACUAAUUCAAUUAGUCCUCCCUCUGUCAACCAAACAAUCUACAAAGAUGAUUGCACGUAUUGCUUUCAAACUCCAGAUUUGAAGGGUGGUUUAAACAUUUGUCUCCAUUGUUAUAGAUCUUUCUGUCCUUUGGAUAUUGGAGAUGAAUCCAAUUCAAACCAUGCUGCUUUGCAUAAUGCUCUAACUGGCCAUAAUUUAUUUUUGAACUAUACCGAGGUUUUUAAAAGAGACCAGAUUGAAUCAAAUUCAAGUAUAAACAAAGAGGAAAAAAUUAUUAAAAUGGCUAAAUUGGAAAUUAAAGAAAAGAAAAAAACAGAUCUCUUUAACUUUUAUUAUAACUUGCUUGAUUUGGAAAAUCAAUCAUCGAUUGCAUUAGAUAUCAUUUUCAAAAACGAUGUCCACUCUUUUAAUUCAUUUAAUGGUUUGCCUCAGAUUCUAAUCGAUACAGUCUUGGCUAUAUUAAACAGUAAGUCAUCUUAUUUAAACCAAGAAGUUGAAUCAUGGGAGCAAGAAAUUAAAACUUGCAAACACUCCAGUUCAGAAAUUGAGCAAUUAAACAUCAACAAUCCCUCUAUAAACUUGAAAAAGUGUGCAUAUUGCGAUUUGAAUGAAAAUUUAUGGUUAUGUCUUUAUUGUGGUUUUAUUGGGUGUGGUAGACAACAAUUUGGUGGAUUAAAAGGUAAUUCUCACGCUUUAAAUCAUUUCAAUGAAACCAAUCAUCCAAUUGCAAUAAAACUAGGCUCUUUAUCUUUAAAGGAAAACAAAGCUGAUUGCUAUUGUUAUUCAUGUAAUGAUGAAAUCAAAGUUCCUGAUUUAUCAACAUAUCUUCUUAAUUAUGGUAUCAACAUUCAAUCUUUGGAUGAUUUUAAUAUUAAAAAGGAAAAAACGUUAACUGAAUUAAAUAUUGAACAAAAUAUAAAAUGGAGUUUUAACAUGACUUCAAAUGAUGGUCAAUUGUUGAGACCAUUAUUUGGUGAAUCUCUUACUGGUUUGAAAAAUCUAGGUAAUUCUUGUUAUAUCUCCUCAAUAAUUCAAGUUUUAUUUGAUUUGAAAUGUUUCCAAGAUUAUUUCUAUCAAAAGGAUUUCCUAAAUGUAAAGGAUGCCAUAAAUGGCGAUCAAGGAUUAAAUUUGCGAGUCCAGUUGAUUAAAAUUGCAAAUGGUUUAAUCUCUGGGAAAUAUUCUACACCAAAUCUUGAUACCCCUGAUGAUAUAAAAUUUCAAAGGGGAAUUGCUUUAAAUUCUUUUAAAAAUUUAGUUGGGACACACAAUAAGGAUUUCAAAUCAAUGCAACAACAAGAUGCUUUUGAAUUUUUACUUUUUUUAUUAGAAACAAUAGAAAAUUAUUAUUAUUCAGAUGACUUGGAUUUAAAUCCUACAAAUGAAAAUUUGAUAGAUAAUUUCAAAUUUGUAUCUGAGUCCAAGUUGACUUGUUCAAACUGUCGUAAAUACAAAUUUAUUAAUGAGUUGACAAACUAUUUAUCUCUACCAAUAAAGGAUGAGUUGAAAGAAAUAAGUAAAGAGAAUAAAAAAAUUUACAAAGACUAUUCAUUAAUUGAGUCUUUAAACCAAGUUUUUUCAAACAAAUCGCUUGAUGUCGAGUUGAAUUGUGAAAAUUGUUUAAAGACGACAUUUUUUAAUAAGGAAGUAAAACUCAAGACGCUUCCAAAUGUAUUAGUUCUUAGUGCGCAAAGAGUUAAAUUAGAGAAUUGGGUUCCAAUCAAAGUUGAUGUUCCAUUAAUUUUACCAGAAGUUGUUAAUUUAGGAAGCUAUGUUUCGAAAAUCGAUGUAUCGAAAGUUGAUCCAAAUGAUUUAUUGCCUACAAAUGAUGGAGAAGGAGAUGUGGGUGAUGAGUUUAUUCCAAAUGUUGAAGUUAUGAAUGCGUUGCUUAGUAUGGGAUUUCCAGAAAAUCGAUGUGUAAAGGCGUUGUACAAUGUUGAUAAUUCAGGAAAUCCAGACGAUGCUAUGAAUUGGCUAUUUGCUAAUAUGGAUGAUCCAAGUAUUGAUGAACCUGUUGUGAUUAAGAAAAAGAGCAAGAAUCAAGUAAAAGAGCCUAGUAGCGGCGAUGUUUCAUCACUUACGAAUAUGGGAUUUGAAAAGAAAGUUGCAAGAAAGGCAUUAAUUUUGAAUGAGUAUAACAUUGAACGAGCAGUGGAUUGGUUAUUCUCGAACCCAGAAGAUGAUGGGGUACUAGAUGAAGUUUGCGAUGGUGGUGGUAAUAACAAAUUGAAAAAGAGUACGAAACCGUCAAUGAAAGAGGAAAUUGAGGCUUUUGUUAAGGAGUUUAGUGAAGAGAAGAGUUCCGAGUAUUAUUUGAAGUCAGUUGUUUGUCAUAAAGGAACAUCAAUUUAUACUGGACAUUAUGUUUGCUUUGUUAGAAGAGAAAUUGAGGGAAGAGAAUCGUGGGUUUUAUUUAACGAUGAAAAGGUUGUUUUAGCGAACGAUGAGAAUAAUUUGAGAGAGAUCAUGAACAAUGGGUAUUUAUUUAUAUAUGUUCGAAGAGAAUGAAUGUUAGUGAAAAGGAAAGAAAGAAAAGGAAAGAAAGAAAUGAAUAAAAGAAUAAAUAGGAUAGAUAAGUAAGAGUUAAGAAGAAGUGAAGGAUGAAAUAAUUGUUUUAAAAAAUAUGGGCUUCAAAAGGGAUAAAAGUUUUUCUUUAUACAUAUACAUAUAUAUUAUUGUAGUAUUUUCUAUGAAUUGAGUGAAUAUAUUUAUAGUAAUUGAAUGAAUAUGUUUAUAGUAAAUGAUUAAUACUCCA